Molecule: messenger RNA, 2130 nt
Organism: Galendromus occidentalis (western predatory mite)
Lineage: Eukaryota; Metazoa; Arthropoda; Arachnida; Mesostigmata; Phytoseiidae
Product: acetylcholinesterase
Exons: 13
Coding region: 1-2007 (668 amino acids)
Biological process (GO): choline metabolic process; acetylcholine catabolic process
Cellular component (GO): plasma membrane
Molecular function (GO): acetylcholinesterase activity
Source: RefSeq, a predicted model, not a curated record
AUGACUGCGACUCACGAAAGCGUUCAGCCGAUGAUAACGGUUGAUAAGAACGAUGACGAUUGCCGUAUCGAUAGCGGCCGAAACAAGAAGUUUCACGGAGCGCUAGGGCAGCUCAGUAUGCAACUGGCUCUCGAUAAAUUUCUAAUUGUUCUGACGAUGAUGGCCUCGGAGCGCUAUCGGUGUGAAGGAGCGUCCAAGAACGGGCCGCAUCCAACAGGUCCGAUCGUCGAAUCCCUCACCGGAUUCAUUCGAGGCGCUCCUCACGAAGUAUUGGCUACCGAAAUCGAGGCCUUCCUUGGAAUUCCGUACGCACAGCCCCCGGUGAAUGAGCUCCGUUUCGCGAAACCGGUUCCCGUAAAAGCAUGGAACGGAAUACUUGAGGCAACCCGGAAAAGAUUCGGCUGUCCUCAAGCGAAUCAGUUUCUCUCGCCGCAUAUUCAACUGCUCUAUGAGAACCACACAUCCGAAGACUGUUUGACCCUGAACAUCUGGCGGCCGAAGGUGAGAUUCCUCUCGAAACUCUCCGAGGGAUCCGCUCCCAAACCGGUUCUUGUUUUCAUCUACGGAGGAGCCUUCCAAUGGGGCAGCGCCGACGUCUUCCUCUAUGACGGAGCAGCGAACUCGGCUUUGAACCACCACAUUUUCGUAUCCUUCAAUUAUAGGGUGGGUCCCUUCGGAUUCCUCGGUCAUCCAGAUCUUCCGGCUAUUUCCGGAUCUAUCGGCUUCUGGGACCAGAAUACGGCGCUGAGAUGGGUGAAGGACAACAUCCAAUCUUUCGGAGGAGAUCCAGAUCAGAUAACGGUGUGCGGUCACAGCGCUGGAGCGAUAUCCGCCGCGGUUCAUGCAAUCUCUCCCCAUGCUAAAGGUCUCUUCCGACGCGCAAUCCUCCAGAGUGGAACAACUUUAUCCAUCGGGACACUCAGUCGGAUCCCGCGAGACACAUUACGCAAGAUCGCGGAACAAUUGGGCUGCGAAGGAAAUCCCUCGGAGUUGGUGGAUUGCUUGCGAACUUUCGAAGCCUCUGAACUCGUCGCCGGCAUUGAAGCUCUCGGUCUGGAAGGUCUCAUUCUCCCACCGUAUGAAUCCGAUUACGUGUCUCUGUCGCCUCAGUUCCUAGAGAACGCCACGUUCAACGUGGACGAGAUCAUCAUCGGAACAAACGAACACGAAGCCAGACACUUCGCGAGACGCAUCGUGGAUUCAAACCGGAGUCUGAAAGCCAUUUUCGCCGAAAUCGGUGGCAUGGCACCCUUUGCCGGACUUCUGAGGAACAUUUUCGAAAUAUCGAUAUCUGAGGCGAGAAGCAUCGUUUCCGAAUAUUUCCCGGUUCACGAGGAGCUGAGCGAAUCCGAAGUGAUCGACCUGGCUUCACAAGCUGCGACGGAUCUCUUCUUUCUGUGUCCCGCCCACUUUUUCUCCCAGGUCGCCGCAUCCAAGAAUGUCGCAGUUUUCCGGUAUCUAUUCCGUCAUCGACCGAGCUUCACCCUCUAUGAGGAAAUCCCUGGUGUCUUGCACGGCGAUGAAUUGCUAUUCACCAUGGGCAAUCUGCCAGUGAUCCAGGAGCUUCUGAGAGAGGACAUUGUGGCUCGGGCGGAUGAAUACGUCUCGAAGCUCAAUCAUUCUACCGAGGAGCAAGAUCUCUUCGAGAACAUCCAGAAUACCUGGUCUAGUUUCGUUAGGAACGGUCUCCCCACGCUACCAGACAGACGAGCGUGGCCGCGUUUCACGGCGUCGCGGAACAUGUACAUAGACAUCAAGGAAGACUUCCAGGUUCGCCGGAACGAUCCAAACACGAAACGCUGUCAGGUCUGGGAGAAACUCAUCAUGCAGAGAUCGAGCCCCUACCUCGACAAGCAAGUAGACGACGAUACAGAGGCCGACUAUAGCGAGAAUCUACUGAGAUUCUCAGAUGCUCAGACCUCUGAAUCUGCCAGUAUCUCUCUGAACCCGUGUAGUAUACUCUUAGCCUCUAUCAUAGUUUCACGAACAAUCUUCCCGAAAUUCUGAAUCGUUAGUCGAGCUACCUUAUCUCAUGUACAUUCCUCUGACCCUCGUGUCUGUAAAUAACCGUCGGAUGUACAUAUGCCUGUACACUAGUCAAUGUUCUCAGAUUAAAGUGUGAAUUAGGUU